AUGCGGGGGGCUCCUGGGAACUGGGUUGGAGCCGAGCUAGCGCUAGCCAGGCGCAAGCGCGCACAGACUGCAGCCACCCUAGGACCACCCCCCGCCCCUGGCCACCCGGGGACCCCCGCACGGAAUCGCCUCCGGAUCCCCGGCCGUCCGCGGGAGUGUCGGAGGUUGGCGCGGGCCCCCGCCCUCCGCGCCCCCCACGGGAAGGAAGCACCCCCCGAACUAAAAAGAGCGGAGCGGAAAGAAGCCCUCAUUCGGCGGCCAGGAGGCGAGCCGAUGCCGAGCUGCACCGCGUCCACCAUGCCGGGGAUGAUCUGCAAGAACCCGGACCUCGAGUUUGACUCUCUGCAGCCCUGCUUCUACCCGGACGAAGAUGACUUCUACUUCGGCGGCCCCGACUCGACCCCCCCAGGGGAGGACAUCUGGAAGAAGUUUGAGCUGUUGCCCACGCCCCCGCUGUCGCCCAGCCGUGCCUUCCCGGAGCACAGCCCGGAGCCCCCGAACUGGGCCACCGAGAUGCUGCUGCCCGAGGCCGACCUGUGGGGCAACCCGGCCGAGGAGGACGCGUUCGGCCUGGGGGGCCUGGGCGGCCUCACGCCCAACCCGGUCAUCCUCCAGGACUGCAUGUGGAGCGGCUUCUCGGCCCGCGAGAAGCUGGAGCGCGCGGUGAGCGAGAAGCUGCAGCACGGCCGGCCGCCCGCCGCGGGGCCCGCGGUCCCGGCCCCGGGCGCGGGCGCCACCGGCCCCGCGGGCCGCGGGCACAGCGCAGUGGCUGCGGGGCCGGGCCGCGCCGGGGCCGCCCUGCCCGCCGAGCUCGCCCACCCGGCCGCCGAGUGCGUGGAUCCCGCCGUGGUCUUCCCGUUCCCGGUGAACAAGCGCGAGCCCGCGGCGGCGCCCGCCGCCCCAGCCGGUGCCCCAGCGGCGGGGGCCGCGGUCGCCUCGGGGGCGAGCGCCGCAGCCCCAGCGGGCGCCCCGGUGGCCGCUCUUCCACGCACCGGCGGCCGCCUGGCCAGCGGCGGUGACCACAAGGCCCUCAGCACCUCCGGAGAGGACACCCUGAGCGACUCAGAUGAUGAAGAUGACGAGGAGGAAGACGAAGAGGAGGAAAUCGACGUAGUGACUGUGGAGAAGCGGCGGUCCUCCUCCAACAGCAAGGCCGUCACCACCUUCACCAUCACCGUGCGUCCCAAGAGCGCGGCCCUGGGACCUGGGAGGGCCCCGUCGGGGGAGCUGAUCCUCAAGCGCUGCGUCCCCAUCCACCAGCAACACAACUACGCCGCCCCGUCUCCCUUCGUGGAGAGCGAGGACGCGCCGCCCCAGAAGAAGAUAAAGAGUGAAGCGUCCCCGCGUCCCCUCAAGAGCGUCAUCCCCCCAAAGGCCAAGAGCUUGAGCCCGCGCAACUCUGACUCGGAGGACAGCGAGCGCCGUCGGAACCACAACAUCCUGGAGCGCCAGCGCCGCAACGACCUGCGGUCCAGCUUCCUCACGCUCAGGGACCACGUGCCAGAGCUGGUGAAGAACGAGAAGGCCGCCAAGGUGGUCAUCUUGAAAAAGGCCACCGAGUACGUCCACUCCCUCCAGGCCAAGGAGCACCAGCUUUUGCUGGAGAAGGAGAAGCUGCAGGCAAGACAGCAGCAGUUGCUAAAGAAAAUUGAACACGCUCGGACUUGCUAA
Messenger RNA from Kogia breviceps (pygmy sperm whale), 1671 nucleotides. It is a transcript of the gene MYCN, whose product is annotated as MYCN proto-oncogene, bHLH transcription factor. Gene Ontology annotation, molecular function: DNA-binding transcription factor activity, RNA polymerase II-specific; protein dimerization activity; RNA polymerase II cis-regulatory region sequence-specific DNA binding. Gene Ontology annotation, biological process: regulation of transcription by RNA polymerase II. NCBI's taxonomy places the organism in Eukaryota, Metazoa, Chordata, Mammalia, Artiodactyla, Physeteridae. The record is from RefSeq and is a predicted model, not a curated record.